Pseudovirgaria hyperparasitica is the source of this 1263-nucleotide messenger RNA. RefSeq lists its product as uncharacterized. Bases 1 to 1263 code for a protein of 420 amino acids. The record is from RefSeq and is a predicted model, not a curated record. The transcript has 2 exons. NCBI's taxonomy places the organism in Eukaryota, Fungi, Ascomycota, Dothideomycetes, Acrospermales, Acrospermaceae.
AUGGCCACCCCUCAACCUAAUCUGCAUAAGCGACAAAAAGUAGACGUUACCUCACUACAAGGAAACAAGAUAGCUUCCGAUAUAGGAGAGAGUGAUUCGAAGAAGCUACGUGCUAGAAGAUUCGAUACAAUCUACAAGAACUGGAACCUCACAGAAGAGAAAUUGCAGAGCCACUUCGCAGAAGAUGACGCAUGCCAAUCUUCACAUGGUACGCUCCUCAAACAAGUCAGAGACUGGCCGCAGAGAUUUUUAGAGAAAAUCGCCACGCUCUCUGGCAAGAUCAGUGAUAUCUCCACGGCUAAGGCUUUACUAUGUCAGGAGAGGGCGAUGCGACGUGUCUACGAACAAGCGAAUGGACUAUCCCAGUAUGGUCGCUACAAUGAGAUAGGCUUUAAAACCUUAGAAGUUGAGCAAGUUUUGCUCAAAUUGAAAAGAGCAGAAGCAAUCGUUGCCGGAAAUGAUGGCCGGAUGUGUUCAAACGACCCAUGUGAAAAUAAAGCUGCCCAACGGCCUUCAAUCGUCCAAUCGCCCGCGUUGCACGUUCGCGAUAGCCCGAGAUCGAAAGAUAUUGUAAGGAUCAAUGAGAUACCGAGUCUAGGUUCUCCGGGUCUACAAGAGACGCCAACGGCGCAAAACAACCCUACGAGCUUCUCGACUGCAUAUAACCCACAACAGUCCUUUGCUUUCAGCUCAGCAUCAGCCUUGUUCCCUUCAGUACUACAAUCAUCAACGGAUAUUUCCAGCUUUCACAGUACUGGAGAUAGCCGCUUCGAAGGGGAGGAUGAGUUUUUGAGCAUGGUCGACUUUGACGGCAAUGCAAAUCAUCACAUAUAUGACUCACAGGGUUGGCAGAGUGAUACGCGUGGGUUCAAGCCGGUGCCGCAGUCUCAGAAAAACAUGCUAGCCCUCCCUUCCCCCAUUCGAACGACGACCCCAGGGCUUAACGCCAAGACCGCGAUCAACAGGGUUUCGGCCGUAGAGCUCGCUCAGCAUGCUAUCGGGAAUUCGUUCUUUCGGUCUACAUCAAUGGCGAAGCGCAAACUUGAAUCGAUGCGCGAUAUGUUUGAGGAUGGCGACUGUGACUUAACUGCAGACAUGGACGCGUCAGAAAUGCGUUCCAUGAUCGAAUAUUGUGCGGCAAUCGAGAGCUACGAACGUGGAAAGGAGGAUAACAGGCCACGUUUGGUAAAACAGGCGAAGUCGCAAAUGGCGAAACUUUGGCUUCGUGAGAGGUUGAGACUGGAACACGGGGUUGAGAUGUGA